Molecule: messenger RNA, 3788 nt
Organism: Lactuca saligna
Lineage: Eukaryota; Viridiplantae; Streptophyta; Magnoliopsida; Asterales; Asteraceae
Source: the annotation of a GenBank genome assembly
CAGAAUGACAUUACUUUUGGGUCCUCCAAGUUCGGGGAAGACAACAUUGCUAUUGGCCUUGGCUGGGUGUCUUUCUAAGGAGCUUCAGAGCACUGGAAAGGUGACGUACAAUGGUCAUGAGUUACAUGAGUUUGUACCCGAAAGAACGUCUGCUUAUAUCAGUCAAAACGAUGUUCAUAUUGGAGAAAUGACUGUUAGAGAAACAUUGGCUUUCUCUGCCCGAUGCCAAGGCAUUGGAUCACGUUAUGAGAUGUUGGCUGAGUUGUCAAGAAGAGAAAAAAGCGCAAACAUUAAACCGGAUCCCGAUAUUGAUAUCUAUAUGAAGGCUGCUGCAUCGGAAGGUCAAGAAGCUAGUAUUGUCACAGAUUACACUCUCAAGAUAUUGGGGUUAGAUAUGUGUGCAGACACGAUGGUAGGGGAUGAUAUGAUAAGAGGUAUAUCCGGUGGGCAAAGAAAGCGUGUUACAACAGGAGAAAUGAUAGUUGGACCAUCGAAGGUUCUACUUAUGGAUGAAAUAUCUACUGGUUUGGAUAGUUCGACGACUUUCCAAAUAGUGAAUUCUUUAAAGCAAUAUGUUCAAAUUCUUGAAGGAACAGCGAUCAUAUCUCUUCUCCAGCCUGCACCAGAGACAUACAAUUUAUUUGAUGACAUUGUGGUUUUGAGUGAUGGAAAGAUAGUGUAUCAGGGUCCACGUGAAAAUGUGCUCGAGUUUUUUGAAUCUUUGGGAUUCAAAUGCCCCGAAAGGAAGGCUGUUGCUGAUUUCUUGCAAGAAGUGACAUCAAAGAAUGAUCAGAAACAGUACUGGAUGAGAAGACACGAGGCUUACAGAUUUGUGACGGUGAAGGAAUUUGCUCAAGCGUAUGAAUCAUUUCAUGUUGGAAGAAGGCUAGCCAAUGAACUUGCAAUCCCGUUUGACAAAAGCAAAAGCCAUCCUGCAGCUCUUACACACAAGAAGUUUGGGCUAAGCAAGAAGGAGCUCUUGAAAGCUUGUAUUGAUAGAGAAAUGUUGCUUAUAAAAAGAAACUCAUUCAUCUACAUUUUCAAACUAUUCCAACUGACAGUUAUGGCGGUUAUCACAAUGACUAUGUUUUUCCGAACUGAUAUGCAUAAGCAUGGGAUUGAAGACGGAGGACUUUACGUUGGUGCUUUGUUUUUUAGUGUCACAACGCUAAUGUUUAAUGGGAUGGCUGAGAAUGCAAUGACAAUUGCAAAGCUUCCAGUAUUCUACAAGCAACGGGAUUUUCUAUUCUAUCCAACAUGGGCAUAUGCUAUUCCGACGUGGAUUGUCAAGAUUCCAAUUUCGUUUGGUGAAGCCGCGAUUUGGACACUCCUCACUUACUAUGUAAUUGGAUUUGAUCCCAAUAUCUGGAGAUUUUUCAAGUACUACUUGUUGCUUGUGCUUGUUAACCAAAUGGCUUCAGCAUUAUUCCGAUUGAUUGCGUCAGUAGGCCGCAACAAUAUUAUUGCAAACACAUUUGGUACCUUUGCACUUGUCAUACUCUUUGCAUUGUGUGGAUUCGUUUUAUCACGAGAUGAUGUGAAAAAAUGGUGGAUUUGGGGAUACUGGUCAUCACCAAUGAUGUAUGCCAUGAAUGGAAUUGUAGUAAAUGAGUUUCUUGGACAUAAGUUCCAAAAGCCAUUCGGCAAUUCAACACUUGGGAGAAUUAUCCUAACUUCUCGAGGAAUGUUCGCGGAAACUUACUGGUAUUGGAUAGGUUUUGGGGCUCUUUUUGGUUUCAUGAUAAUCUUCAAUUUGUGUUACACAUUGUUUCUCGAGUAUCUUAACCCAUAUAAGAAAAUUCGAGCAGACACAUCAGAACACGAAGAACAUGCCGUUGAGUUAUCACCAACAAUAGUUGACCGAAAUCAAAACAAGAAGAGAGGAAUGGUUCUUCCAUUUGAACCACAUUGCAUCACGUUUGAUAAUAUCAAGUACUCCGUUGUUAUGCCACAGGAAAUGAAAGAGCAAGGUGUCAGUGAAGAUAGAUUGGUGUUACUCAAGAGUUUAAGUGGAGCUUUUCGACCUGGUGUUCUUACCGCGCUUAUGGGGGUUAGCGGUGCCGGUAAAACUACAUUAAUGGAUGUGUUGGCAGGUAGAAAAACUGGCGGGAUUAUAGAGGGCGAUGUUCGGAUAUCUGGGUAUCCGAAGAAACAAGAAACAUUUGCUAGGAUUUCGGGGUAUUGUGAACAAAAUGACAUCCAUUCUCCUCAUGUUACUGUUUAUGAAUCAUUGAUCUACUCGGCUUGGCUACGAUUGGCACCAAGUGUUAACGAAAGCACUAGAAAGAUGUUUAUUGAUGAGGUGAUGGAACUUGUGGAACUGAAUCCUUUAAGAGAUGCCUUAGUAGGGUUGCCAGGGGUCAACGGGCUAUCAACAGAGCAACGAAAGCGGUUAACCAUAGCGGUUGAGCUGGUGGCUAACCCAUCUAUAAUAUUUAUGGAUGAACCAACAUCCGGUCUUGAUGCUAGAGCGGCUGCUAUUGUUAUGAGAACGGUUAGGAACACGGUGGACACGGGUAGAACAGUUGUGUGCACCAUUCAUCAACCUAGCAUCGAUAUAUUUGAAGCUUUUGAUGAGUUGUUCUUGAUGAAAAGAGGAGGACGAGAGAUAUAUGUUGGACCCAUUGGUCACCAAUCUUGCAAUUUGAUCAAGUACUUUGAGGCUAUCGAUGGAGUGAUUAAAAUUAAAGAUGGGUAUAACCCUGCGACUUGGGUGUUGGAAGUCACUACUUCGUCACAAGAACUUGCUUUGGGAGUCGAUUUCACUGAAAUCUACAAGAGUUCUGACCUAUAUAAUAGGAACAAAGCCCUUAUUGCAGAACUAAGUGAACCACAUUCUAGUUCAAACGACUUGCAUUUCCCAACUCAAUACUCGCAGUCCUUCUUCACCCAAUGUUGGGCAUGUCUAUGGAAACAACGACGCUCAUAUUGGAGAAACGCGACUUACACUGCUGUUCGUUUCACCUUCACCACAAUGACUGCACUGUUGUUUGGAUCUAUGUUCUGGGAUCUUGGUGGUAAAAGGAAAACUGCACAAGAUUUGAGCAAUGCAAUGGGUUCCAUGUAUACAUCGGUCCUCUUCAUAGGCUACCUAAACAUGUCCUCAGUACAGCCUGUGGUGCACAUAGAACGAACAGUGUUUUAUAGAGAACGAGCGGCUGGAAUGUAUUCUGCGUUGCCAUAUGCCUUUGCUCAGGUUCUCGUGGAAAUUCCAUAUGUGUUUUCACAAUCUAUUAUUUAUGGGCUUAUAGUGUAUGCAAUGAUUGGAUAUGAUUGGACGGCUGCUAAAUUCUUUUGGUUCUUCUUCUUCAUGUUCUGUUGCUUGCUCUACAUGACGUUCUUUGGUAUGAUGACGAUUGCAGUCACGCCAAAUGCGGAGGCCGCUGCCAUAAUUGGUGCUGCGUUUAUAAGUCUCUGGAAUCUGUUCUCUGGAUUUAUCAUCCCAAGACCUAAAAUUCCGGUGUGGUGGAGAUGGUACUACUGGGGAGAUCCGAUUGCAUGGACACUAUAUGGUCUAGUUGUUUCACAGUUUGGGGACUUUACGGAUGUGCUCUCGAGCGGGGAGACAUUUAAAGGUUACCUGCAACGAUAUUUCGGGUUCAAACACAAAUUCAUUGGUGUUGUGGCAGGUGUUCAUGUGGGAUUAUUGAUCAUUUAUGCAGUUAUUUUUGCUUAUUGUAUUAAGUCCUUUAAUUUCCAGAAGAGAUAGAACUCCAUUGUUAAUGGAAAAAUAAUAUUGUUUUAAUAAUGGGCUUUUUUUAAUUAUUUGUGAAAAAUACACAUUAGGG